UGGAAAGAGAUAGCGCAAUGCCGGCAGCUACGAGCGGCAGGGGCCCUGCUGGUGCUACGCGCUUGUCGCUUCCAUCCACAGUGGCGCCGCUUCGAUCUGGCACUAUUGCGCGACUGGCUCGGUCGUCCAGGGAUUUAAUCGAUCAACUUGGCGUCGUGAGUGACAGGGGAGUGAUUGAGAGCUGGGAAUGGAGUGGAGGAGGAGGCUGGGACUAGCAUUGUGGAUUUUUGGGCGAUUUCUUCUCCACGUACUGGGAGCUACUAAUACUCGAGAUGUUGCUGCUUUGCAGCUCCUUUUCAAGAACUGGCAAUCAACCCAUCUCAACUGGACGGAUUAUGAUCCCUGUGGCUCUUCCUGGCGGGGAGUUGUGUGUAACAACAGCACAAACUCGGUUAUACGAUUGAUUUCCAACCGAGGAGACAUAACUGGCACACUAUCAUCCGCUAUUGGAGAUCUCACCGAUUUAGUGGCCCUGGACCUUUCCUUCAACCCACAAUUGACAGGAGAGAUUCCAAAAGAGCUCGGCCGGCUGACAAACUUGCAAUACUUGAGUUUGCAAGGAUGCAACUUUUAUGGAUCAGUGCCAAAAGAGCUUGGGCUUCUCAAAAACAUGAAGUUCUUUGCGUUAAACAUGAACAAAUUGACAGGAAGUAUUCCUCCGGAGCUUGGUGGCUUCCCGAAUGUUACUUGGUUUGACAUCGCACAAAAUGGUCUUACUGGUCCGCUGCCAGUUUCUACGUCAGUUCCUCAAAAUAUUGGCCUCGACAACCUCACCAGCGUUGUUCACAUCCAUCUUUUCAACAACUCAAUAUCAGGAAGUCUACCCAAGGAACUUGCGACGCUAAAGUUUCUUAGACACUUGAUGGUUGAAAACAACGCUCUCACUGGAGAAAUUCCAGUGGAGUACGGAAACUUUGCGGCUUUGGAGAUUUUGAGGGUUGACAAUAAUCGUGUUCAAGGUACCAUUCCCGCUACUAUCAAUCAGAUACCAAAGCUUUUGGAACUGCACCUUGCCAACAACAGUCUAGUGGGUACUCUGCCAGAUUUUUCUGCUCUGAAGGGCAUACUGCUUUUAAAUGUGGGUGAAAACGUUUAUGGCCCUCAACCGUUUCCGCCGGGCAUUUCAAAUCUCACAAACUUGCAAACAUUGAAAAUUGACAAGGGGUUUCUGAAUGGGACGAUUCCAGAUGGCCUCUUUGCGCUUCCGGCACUAGAAUCUGUCUCUCUUUCUAAUAAUCAGCUAUCAGGAACAGUCACUUUUCCGAGUACUGUAAAGCGACUAAAGUCUGUAAACUUGAACGGCAACAUGAUCACUCAAGCUAUAGGCAUUGUUGACAGCUUCAAUCUCUCCCUGGUGGGAAAUCCAGUUUGUAGCGACAAUAGCUUUCAUCUGUCCCAAGCUGUCUGCGCGCCAAUAAUCUCACCAACUUGGAACUCUACCAAUCAAACCUGUUCAAUCACUUGUACCGACGGCAAGCUCCGGAAUCUGGAACUGUGUUCGUGUGCUUUCCCUGUCACUAUCAUCUUCCAGUUCAAUGCUCCAUCCUUCUCGGACAUCAGCCAGGACAGAAUGAAUACUGUCAAAGCAAACGUCUCUUAUCAAACUCUCGUAGCUCCGGAACGGGUGACGGUAGGAGGUGCUGCAUGGAUGUCAAGCUAUCGACUUCAAGUUAUAGUUUAUGUGUUUCCUGAGAAAGGAAAGGACAAGAUGGAGUACAGGGAGUCUGAGAAGAUACUUACGCGAAUUGCUCUCCAUACAAAUGCUAGUUUUCCAGCGGAAUUCGGGCCUUAUUCUGUCAUCUCGGCUUUUGCACUUGGAGGUAAUAUUGCUGCAAAAAAAUCAAGUCUUAGCAAAGGUGCAGUUGCUGGGAUCUCAGUUGGAGCAGUUGCGGUAGUCCUGGCUGUAGUUGCGGCUGUCACUUAUGCUAUGUUCCAGAAGAAAAGAGCAGACAAAGCACUAUCCAAACCAUUCACUUCUUGGGGAUCAAUGGGAAAAAGCGGAAGCGCACCAAAGCUCAAAGGUGCUCGAUAUUUCUCACUCCACGAACUUAAUAAGGCGACGAAUAAUUUCAGCAGUGCAAAUGAGAUUGGCUCUGGAGGCUAUGGAAAGGUGUACAAAGGUGUUUUAGUAACAGGAGAAGAAGUCGCAAUCAAGAAAGCUGAGGAAGGAUCCAUGCAAGGCAGCGGCGAGUUUAAGACUGAGAUCGAACUUCUAUCGCGGGUGCACCACAGAAACCUCGUUGGCCUCAUUGGAUUCUCCUACGAGCAAGGAUCACAGAUGCUCGUUUAUGAAUACAUGGCGAGCGGCAGCUUGAGAGAUCAUCUUGGUACAAAUUCAAGGCACCUCAGCUGGAACAAACGCGUCGAGAUUGCUCUUGAUUCAGCCAAAGGUCUGGCUUACCUCCACGAACUUGCCAGUCCUUCUAUCAUCCACAGAGACAUCAAGUCAGGCAACAUCUUACUCGACGAGAAUCUGAAAGCCAAGGUCGCUGACUUUGGGCUGUCCAAGCUUGUUCCACAAACAGAUGGCAAAGGCCAUGUUUCGACACAAGUGAAAGGAACUCUGGGAUACUUGGAUCCAGAGUAUUAUAUGACACAGCAGCUUACAGAGAAAAGCGACGUGUACAGCUUUGGAGUUGUUCUCUUGGAGCUUAUCACAGCCAAGCAGCCAAUCGAGCAUGGUAGAUACAUCGUUCGCGAAGUAAAAGCAGCUCUCGACAGAGGAGGCCUCUCUUAUCUUCUACCGUUGCUGGAUCCAUACCUCAGAGACUAUCCUCGAGAGGAUCUUGACAAGUUCUUGGAGAUAGCCUUGAGCUGCGUCGACGAGUCUGCUAGCAACCGGCCAACCAUGAACGAAGUUGUCAAGGAGCUCGAGAUUUUACUGUCACACAUCUCCAGCUCUGGAUUCACAAGGGAGGCGCGAGCCAGCCCCUUGUACAGCGAUGCCAAGUCUCUCAGGUCUGACGAUUCAUCCUUCCAGUACAGUGGCAGAUUUCCUCAAGUAGUGGAACCAAAGUGAAGUAAGUUUUGCUUACUUUUGGUUCCUUUGGGCUGAUGAGUUUCUUGCGGAUGUACCAUCCAGUGUUUUAUAUCCUGAGUUGUAAAAACCAGUUUUUUUUCCUAGG
Messenger RNA from Selaginella moellendorffii, 3125 nucleotides. RefSeq names its product probable leucine-rich repeat receptor-like protein kinase At5g49770. Bases 188 to 3019 code for a protein of 943 amino acids. Gene Ontology annotation, biological process: protein phosphorylation. Gene Ontology annotation, molecular function: protein kinase activity; ATP binding; protein binding. The transcript is spliced from 21 exons. Lineage: Eukaryota; Viridiplantae; Streptophyta; Lycopodiopsida; Selaginellales; Selaginellaceae. The record is from RefSeq and is a predicted model, not a curated record.